Amphimedon queenslandica is the source of this 1502-nucleotide messenger RNA. Its product is annotated as putative sodium-coupled neutral amino acid transporter 7. Lineage: Eukaryota; Metazoa; Porifera; Demospongiae; Haplosclerida; Niphatidae. Gene Ontology annotation, biological process: amino acid transmembrane transport. The record is from RefSeq and is a predicted model, not a curated record. Bases 4 to 1494 code for a protein of 496 amino acids. Gene Ontology annotation, molecular function: L-amino acid transmembrane transporter activity. Gene Ontology annotation, cellular component: membrane. The transcript is spliced from 7 exons.
GCUAUGACGUGGGAGUGGCUCAGACUGCACUGCGCGAUGACCUCUGCAUCUCGCGGCAUGAGUGCUGUUUCUCUUCUAACAGACUCGACCUCUUAUUCUCGUACUUCUUCCUACAGCUCAAACACCACCAACAACUAUGAGGACGAGAUAAAUGCCAAAAGAUUCUUCCUAGGAUCAGCCAGUGAAAGAGAAAUACCGACAGGGAAGACCUCUCUCCUCGGCGCCAUCUUUGUGGUGACCAACGCAGCAAUGGGAGCUGGUAUGCUCUCUUUCCCCUACGCCUUCUAUUUAGCUGGAAGCUGGUACUGGGGGAUCAGUGUGGAAGUGGGUAUGAUUCCAAUUAUUAUCAUUAGCUUAUUGAUACUGGCCUACUGCUCCGAACUUAAGCAAGCCGUCACGUGUGAGGAAACUCUCGGUCUUAUGCUCGGACCAGCUGCCAAAAUAAUUACCGAGAUACUCGUCCUCCUUUAUUGCUUCGGGACUUGCGUUGCAUUUCUUACUAUAAUGGGUGAUCAGAUAGAGGAUGUGACAUUUGCUUUCAAGUAUCACAACGAAAGUGUUUCGGAGCAAUGGUGGGCCAACAGAAAGUUUCUAGUCCCUAUUGUUGCUAUAUUGUUAAUAUACCCCUGGCUGUACCUGAGAAAGAUAGGUAUACUAAGUUAUACUAGUUUUCUAGGUAUCUUAUCUUGUGUUUAUAUUUGUCUCGUAAUUGUUGUCAAUUAUUUUGUAACCGAAGGGAAUAUCAAAUGUAAUGCACCCAAAUAUUAUCACUCGACAGAUUGUUCAAGAUCCUGGACCUCGUUCUUUAACUCCAUUCCUUUUGUAUGCUUUGCUUUCCAGUGCCACGUCUCCUCUAUACCAGUUUAUUCUGGCCUUAAGAAAAGGAGUGUGGGCCGUUUCUUCCUUGUCAUAGUAGCAGCUGUUUUCUUAUGCACUCUGCUAUACUCUCUUACUGGCUCAUUUGGUCUGAUCACUUUCUCCAAAAAAGGAUUGUGUAUUAAUUCUGACAUCAUGAGGAAUUAUUGUCCAACUGAUAUACCAGUCAGUGUUGCUAGAGGGAUGCUCUUUCUCUGCUUGAUUACCUCCUACCCUAUACUAGCUUUCUGUGGCAGAGUGUCGCUGGAUGGGUUUGUCUACAGACUAGCGUCGUGCUGUUGUAAAAGAGAUCACUACAGCUGGGCUCCUUCAUGGCUUACCGCCCAAUCCAUAGUAACAUUUGCUAACAUUCAAGUGUGGAUGUUUGGUUCGCUUGUUCUGGCUGUGUUUGUCAAAGAGAUUAAGGAGGUUGUGAGUCCCCUUGGAUCACUUGCAGCUGUUUUCAUAUUCGUAUUACCUGGGCUGUGUCUCCUUAAAUUGUCCUUGCAGUUUCAUUUUAACGGAAAGAUUAAAAAUGUUAUAGGGAUGAUAUUCUCUUUGUCCAUCAUCUCAUUUGGUGUAUUCAUUUUUGCCGAUGAUCUUAUAUAUAAUAUAAUGGAAGAAGCUGGUGUAUUUUAAUAUUUGUA